AUGGGCAAGGGGGCUGGAAGAGACAAGUAUGAGCCUACUGCAACAUCCGAACAUGGCGCAAAGAAGAAAAAGGGGGCGAAGGUGGAGAGGGACAUGGAUGAGCUUAAGAAGGAAGUCUCAAUGGAUGACCACAAGCUCAGCCUUGAUGAACUUCAUCGUAAAUAUGGAACAGACUUGAGUCGGGGUUUGACUACUGCGCGCGCAGCUGAGAUUUUGGCUCGUGAUGGCCCAAAUACCCUCACGCCCCCACCCACCACUCCUGAAUGGGUGAAGUUCUGUCGGCAGCUCUUCGGAGGGUUCUCACUCCUGUUGUGGAUUGGUGCUAUUCUGUGUUUUCUGGCUUACGGCAUACAAAGCGUGAUGGAGGAGGAGCCCAACAAAGAUAACCUGUACCUAGGUAUUGUGUUGGCAGCUGUGGUGAUCAUUACUGGCUGUUUCUCGUAUUACCAAGAAGCAAAAAGUUCCAAGAUCAUGGAGUCCUUCAAGAACAUGGUGCCUCAGCAAGCUCUUGUAGUCAGAAAUGGUGAGAAGAUGAGCAUCAAUGCGGAAGGUGUUGUAGUUGGAGAUCUAGUGGAGGUGAAAGGAGGAGACAGAAUUCCAGCUGACCUUCGGAUCAUAUCUGCACAUGGUUGCAAGGUGGAUAACUCUUCACUUACUGGCGAGUCAGAGCCUCAGACCAGGUCUCCAGACUUCUCCAACGAGAACCCACUGGAAACCAGGAACAUUGCCUUCUUUUCCACCAACUGUGUGGAAGGCACUGCCCGUGGCAUUGUUAUUAGGACUGGGGACCGCACUGUGAUGGGCCGUAUUGCCAGUCUGGCAUCUGGACUGGAAGGGGGAAAGACUCCCAUUGCCAUGGAGAUUGAGCACUUCAUCCACCUCAUCACUGGAGUGGCUGUGUUCCUGGGUGUCAGCUUCUUCAUCCUCUCGCUGAUCCUUGAAUACACUUGGCUGGAGGCUGUAAUCUUCCUUAUAGGAAUCAUCGUUGCCAACGUUCCUGAGGGACUGCUCGCAACUGUCACGGUAUGUCUGACACUAACAGCCAAGCGUAUGGCUCGCAAGAACUGCUUGGUGAAGAACCUGGAAGCUGUGGAAACUCUGGGAUCCACAUCCACCAUCUGCUCUGACAAAACAGGCACUCUGACACAAAACCGCAUGACAGUUGCGCACAUGUGGUUUGACAAUCAGAUUCAUGAGGCUGAUACUACAGAGAACCAGAGUGGUGCUUCCUUUGACAAGAGUUCAGCUACUUGGACUGCUUUGUCCAGAGUUGCAGGUCUCUGCAACCGUGCCGUGUUCCAGGCCAAUCAGGAAAACGUACCAAUCCUUAAGAGAGCAGUGGCAGGGGAUGCCUCUGAGUCAGCACUUCUGAAAUGCAUCGAACUGUGCUGUGGUUCUGUUAAGGAGAUGAGAGAGAGGUAUCCCAAAGUGGUGGAAAUACCUUUUAACUCUACCAACAAGUACCAGCUGUCUAUCCACAAGAACGCAAACCCUUCAGAAUCCCGUUACUUGCUGGUGAUGAAGGGUGCUCCAGAGAGGAUCUUGGAUCGGUGCAGCUCCAUUCUUCUUCACGGCAAAGAGCAACCACUGGAUGAGGAGAUGAAAGAUGCCUUUCAGAAUGCCUACCUUGAGCUGGGAGGCCUUGGGGAGAGAGUGUUGGGAUUCUGUCACUUGGCUCUGCCUGAUGACCAGUUCCCCGAAGGCUUCCAGUUCGACACGGACGAAGUGAACUUUCCUGUAGACAAACUCUGCUUUGUAGGAUUGAUGUCGAUGAUCGACCCUCCUCGUGCUGCUGUGCCAGAUGCUGUUGGCAAAUGCAGAAGCGCUGGGAUUAAGGUCAUCAUGGUUACUGGAGACCAUCCGAUCACAGCCAAAGCCAUUGCCAAGGGUGUCGGCAUCAUCUCUGAGGGCAAUGAAACAGUGGAAGAUAUUGCCGCUCGACUCAACAUUCCUGUCAGCCAAGUAAACCCGAGGGAUGCUAAGGCUUGUGUUGUUCAUGGCUCAGACUUGAAGGACAUGACUAGCGAGCAGCUGGAUGACAUCCUGAUGCAUCAUACAGAAAUUGUCUUUGCCAGGACAUCUCCUCAGCAGAAGCUUAUCAUUGUGGAAGGCUGUCAGCGACAGGGUGCCAUUGUAGCAGUCACAGGUGAUGGUGUGAACGAUUCCCCAGCCCUGAAGAAGGCGGACAUCGGUGUCGCUAUGGGUAUUUCAGGCUCAGAUGUCUCCAAGCAGGCAGCUGACAUGAUUCUGCUGGAUGAUAACUUUGCCUCUAUUGUCACUGGCGUUGAAGAAGGGCGUCUGAUCUUUGAUAACCUGAAGAAGUCCAUUGCUUACACCUUGACCAGUAACAUUCCUGAAAUCACACCUUUCCUGAUCUUCAUCGUUGCGAACAUCCCCCUUCCACUGGGAACGGUCACCAUCCUCUGCAUUGACUUGGGCACUGACAUGGUCCCUGCUAUCUCCCUGGCAUACGAGCAAGCUGAGAGUGACAUUAUGAAGAGGCAGCCCAGAAAUCCCAAAACAGACAAGCUGGUGAACGAAAGGCUGAUCAGCAUGGCCUACGGGCAGAUCGGUAUGAUCCAGGCCCUUGGAGGUUUCUUCACCUAUUUUGUAAUCAUGGCAGAGAAUGGGUUCUGGCCCUCUGGAUUGCUAGGAAUCAGAGUCCAGUGGGAUGACCGAUGGAUUAACGACGUCGAAGACAGCUACGGACAGCAGUGGACCUAUGAACAGAGGAAAAUAGUGGAGUUCACUUGCCAUACAGCCUUCUUUGUCAGCAUUGUGGUUGUGCAGUGGGCGGACUUGAUCAUUUGUAAGACCCGAAGGAAUUCUGUCUUCCAGCAGGGAAUGAAGAACAAGAUCUUAAUAUUUGGUCUCUUUGAGGAGACUGCUCUGGCUGCUUUCCUUUCCUACUGUCCCGGGAUGGAUGUUGCUCUAAGGAUGUAUCCCCUCAAGCCCACGUGGUGGUUCUGCGCCUUCCCAUACUCCCUCCUUAUAUUCCUCUACGAUGAAAUCAGAAAGCUCAUUAUCAGACGCAACCCUGGUGGUUGGGUGGAAAAAGAGACCUACUACUAAAAAGCGC
Messenger RNA from Anas platyrhynchos (mallard), 3079 nucleotides. It is a transcript of the gene ATP1A1, whose product is annotated as ATPase Na+/K+ transporting subunit alpha 1. Gene Ontology annotation, cellular component: sodium:potassium-exchanging ATPase complex; sarcolemma. Lineage: Eukaryota; Metazoa; Chordata; Aves; Anseriformes; Anatidae. The record is from RefSeq and is marked provisional. Gene Ontology annotation, biological process: proton transmembrane transport; intracellular potassium ion homeostasis; potassium ion import across plasma membrane. Gene Ontology annotation, molecular function: P-type sodium:potassium-exchanging transporter activity; ATP binding; ATP hydrolysis activity.